UUUUUUUUCCCUUGCUCUCUUCAAGACCACUGUCACCUCACCCCCUCACCACCGCCUGCCCUGUUUUUUUCGUUUUACAUUUAAACACAAAGCACUGAUAUUCAUGCUCACAGUCAGUUCCAGAAAUGCGGCGUGAACAGGCAAGACGAAGGAUAAACCAUCAGUUUGCAUCCAUCACCCAACUUAACAGCAACAUGCUUCUGUUGAAUAUCUGCGUCUAUGCAAGCCUCAUGCUGUCCCUCCCUCAGUGUACGUAUCAGUCAUGCACAGAUGGGACACCCAGAGAGUGCGUGGAAGCAGAAUUUGUUCCAGGUAGCAAUUUAGCUGGGGAAGGCUUCGAUAUCACCAAAAUGGAACGUAAGGGGGCCUUUGUGAUCAACAUGAAUCAGUGGAAACGCAAGGACAAGACUUGCACCCUGUGCAGCAACCCCUAUCUGGAGAACAAGAAGCAGAAGCUCCCCUUGUCAGUGGUGGACUGGAGGGCAAAGCACUCCUGCAGCAUGAAAGUGGCCAGUAAACUCCACCGAUCCAGUGAGUCUCUGGUCAGCUCUAGUACCUCUUCCGUUGAAAACAACUGGAAGACCAACUUAAAUUUUGAAGGAGUAAGUCGAAGUGCCUCAUUGAUGCUGGCUGGUACCAAUUCUAAACUGGCUGAAUACUCAAUGGACAAAACGAAGAAUGACAAGUUCAGCUUCACAAGCCACAGCAUGUCCUGUGAGUACUACAGCUACCGAACGUCCGGCACUCCCAAGUUGCACAAAGAAUUUCGCACAGCAGUGAAACAGCUCCCCAAAAUCUACAGCCCUGAAAACAAGGGACGGUUUUACAAACUGAUUGACAACUUUGGCACCCAUUACAUCACCAAGGUGAAGAUGGGAGGAAGUGUUCAAUCUGUGACCAGCAUCAGGCAGUGCCAGGCCAGCCUGCAGGGCCUCAGUGCAGAAGAGGUGCAGAUGUGUCUGGAAGUUGAAGCCUCCGCUAGCAUUAAAGUUACCUUAGAAACUGAAGCAAAACACUGUCAGGCAGACAUGAACAAGAUGGAGAGUAAGACAUCCUUUUCCGGCCUCUUCAGCGACAGAUUCACAGAAAUAAAGGGGGGCCAUACGACAGAGCCAGACCUUCUCUUUUCUGCUGACAAAGAUCCAUCGGCCUACAAGGAAUGGCUGAACACAAUACCACAGAACCCAGACAUAGUCUCAUAUUCCCUGGAUUCACUUCAUGAAUUGCUGCCUACUAACACCCCUGUCCGUAAGAGCCUGCGCUCAGCCAUUACUCAUUACAUCCUGGAGAAAGGUCUGUGGAAGAACUGCAGUGAAAAAUGUCAGGCCGGCAUCAAGAGCGACCUGAAGGAUUCCUGCGUCUGCCAGUGCCACAAUGACCCCGCUGUAAACCGAGACUGCUGUCCAACCCGUAAAGGCAUGGCCGAAGUCACCAUAACUGUACAACGGGCUUCUGGUCUUUGGGGAGACCACAGCACAGCCACCGAUGGCUACGUGAAGGUGUCCUUCAAUGGGGUAGUGGUCCAACGUUCUCCAGUCAUUUACAAUAACAACAACCCACACUGGGAAAUGGUCGUCCCCCUGGGCUCCCGGGAUUUGUCAACAGACAAUAAAGUGAGAUUUGAAGUGUGGGAUGAGGACAACAAGUGGGAUGACGACCUGUUGGGACAAUGUGAGAUGGUUCUGUCUGCUGGGGUCAAGCAGGAUCUCUGUAACCUGCAGCACGGCAAGCUGUUCUACAAAGUGGAAGUGAAAUGCGCUCCGAGUCUGUGUGGAGAUACAUGCAUGGACUAUAAACCAACGCCUAUGACUCAAAGUCUGAAGCCGCUGUAUGUGUCCCGUCAUGCCCAUCCUAUUCCAAAGGCCAUCCUGUUAAAGAUGGGUGUGUUUGUGGACGAAACAAGUCCACAGAGAAACCAGAGUCUUACUACUCAGAGCCCAAAGUAUGAUGAGAUAUAACACCCGUGUGUUUAGCUUUACUGAGACUUUCAUAGCGACAUAUAACCCUUCUGUAACUGACAUCCCCCAUUAAAUCUGCACUGAGCAUAAAGGAUUAUUUGGUAAGAUUUUAUUAUGUGUUGACAAAGCAGCUGCAGCUCAAUUCUAGAAAAUGUGCCUAAUAUAUGAUAUGUUUCAGUUUAAUUGAAAUUAAAGUUUUUAAUUUGCAGUUGCACAGUUUACAGUUUCUGGACACUAAAUGAUUUGUGUCUGACAGAAGAUCAAUAUUAACGUAGGCUUUCUAAUGACUGAAAUAAUGCCCAUCAUACUCACUUUUUUUACGGGACAAUACAGCAUAUCAUAUAAAGGUUCUUGUAGCAAAAAUGUAAGUUUGAUAUAACAUAGCUUUUUAUUAUAAACGUAUUUAUGCCUUAUUUUUCCACUUCUUUAUUUGCACAUUCAAAAACAUGAUGUUGUGUAUUGUGCAAUCACUUUUGAAGCAUUCAAACAUGUAUAACAUCUACGAGUGUGUUUCAUGUGUUUUAAUCUUACAAUCUUUGUUUAUUUGAAUAAACUCACAAUAUCUAAACUGUU
Messenger RNA from Dicentrarchus labrax (European seabass), 2531 nucleotides. Its product is annotated as perforin-1. Gene Ontology annotation, cellular component: membrane attack complex. The coding region runs from base 126 to 1958 and encodes 610 amino acids. Gene Ontology annotation, biological process: immune response; leukocyte mediated cytotoxicity. The record is from RefSeq and is a predicted model, not a curated record. NCBI's taxonomy places the organism in Eukaryota, Metazoa, Chordata, Actinopteri, Moronidae. The transcript is spliced from 5 exons. Gene Ontology annotation, molecular function: pore-forming activity; calcium ion binding.